AUGCCUCCCACACGCUCCACAAGAUCGACCAGAGUCGGAACAUCUCGACUGACACCACCCACCAGCACCUCGGCCAGCAUAAACAGACAAGCUUCAGAUAACCACCACUUGCGCAUCACCGUCAAGGCUCCCCCCAGCAAAUUGCGCCAGGCCAUCUCGGGCGACGACUCUGAGUCCGACUUCCCCGAUGCCGACGACUCUCCUGAGCCUCCUGUAAGGACUGCUCGCUCUACCCGCAACCCGCGUACCGUGCUCGACAACGAAUCCGACGACGAUCAAGAAGACGAUGACGAUGAAGACGACGACGAUGACGCCGAAGGAGAGGAUGAUGACAUUGAAAACACAGACAUGAUGCAUGCAGAGGGCAGCGACGAAGACGCCGACGCUGAUGCUGACGAUAUGGACAUGGAUUCUCCACAUCCACCACCUCCCGUCAUUCGCGUGCUCCCCUCAGCCGCUGCUACCAACUCCAAGUCAAAAGUCAAUCUCGCCGUCUCAGCACCUCGACCCAAGACCAACCUCAAAAGUGUCGAAGCCAAGGAAUUGGACGAUGACGACGAAGACGACGACGACGAAUUGUCUGACCUACAAUCUGGUGACGAGGAUCUGCCAGGUGCAGAGGACGACGAGGAAGAGCUUGACAGUGACCUCGAAGGCGAGGAUGGUGAUGCGACCUUGGACCUGACCAAGUUGACUCGCCGCCAGCGGGCAGUCUACGACGAAGAGCAGGACGAAAGUCUAAUGGCGCUUUCCAACGAGGCACAGAAGAAGAAACAUCUUACCGCCGAGGAGCACGCCAUGCGCAGAGCCGAGAUGGCGAGACGAAGGAAGAACCUAUGGACACUAUCAACAAGCUACUAA
Messenger RNA from Aureobasidium uvarum, 861 nucleotides. NCBI's taxonomy places the organism in Eukaryota, Fungi, Ascomycota, Dothideomycetes, Dothideales, Saccotheciaceae. The record is from the annotation of a GenBank genome assembly.